This is a messenger RNA of Xenia sp. Carnegie-2017, 1638 nucleotides long. Its product is annotated as serine/threonine-protein kinase PAK 3-like. The record is from RefSeq and is a predicted model, not a curated record. Gene Ontology annotation, biological process: regulation of MAPK cascade; protein phosphorylation; intracellular signal transduction. The coding region runs from base 193 to 1587 and encodes 464 amino acids. Gene Ontology annotation, cellular component: cytoplasm. The transcript has 17 exons. Gene Ontology annotation, molecular function: ATP binding; protein serine/threonine kinase activity. Lineage: Eukaryota; Metazoa; Cnidaria; Anthozoa; Malacalcyonacea; Xeniidae.
AUAUGUGUGUGUAUCAUAGUUAUAUUUAGAAUUACCCUCUGGUCUUUGCGGGCGUGCAUAUCGAAAGGAAGUGAGUAGGAGUGCUUUAGCAUGCAACAUAUGAUUGUGGAAUUUUGUUAAACAAUUCUGUUUUCUGCACUGUUCACCUGUACAUAAGGCUUUUUACGAACAAGCAACAGAGAAUUUUGAAGAAUGGCUGACGGCGAUUGUCCCCCAGCGCCACCAAUGCGAUCGACUUCGCAUAAAGAUUCUACAUCACCGGCAUCAACCAGACCUCUUCCUAACACUCCUGUUGAUGGAGACAAGAAAAAGAAGAAAGCAACAUUUACUUUUUUUCCUAUGAAAGGAGAUGACGAUAAGAAAUACAACAAGAAAAAGCCAGAAAUUUCAUAUCCUACAAAGUUUGAACAUACAAUUCAUGUGGGUUUUGACCCCGUCACUGGUGAAUUUACGGGUAUGCCUGAGUCAUGGAAAACUUUAUUACAAACAUCAAACAUAACUAAAAAGGAACAGCAGCAGAAUCCUCAGGCAAUUCUAGAUGUUUUGAAUUUUUAUGACAGUGCAAACAAAGAAUCGGAACCAGCAAAGUACAUGCAAGUGUCUAAACCAUAUAAUGAAACAGUAUCAUCAAAUACUCAUCCUCAAAGCAAUUUAUCACCCCCUGUUAAAGAUGAUAGUAAAAGUGGAAGAAAUGAUAAUCACACGACUCUUCCCUCGAGUCAGCCACAAAAACCACCGACUGUUCCAUCUCGACCAGAAAUUACCAAAUCAAAGUACAUUCCUAAUGAAUCAGUAAAACCGUCUGGUAAACCAGAGGAAAAGGAAGCUAAUGAUAAAAACGCUCAGACAAAACAGAAGAAAAAGAAAAUGACCGAUGAAGAAAUACUUUCUCGGCUGAGAACAAUUGUUACAGUACGAGAUCCCAAAAAGAAAUAUACAAAGUUUGUGAAAAUUGGUCAAGGUGCUUCAGGGACGGUAUACACUGCUAUUGACGUCGCUACUGGACACGAGGUUGCCAUCAAACAAAUGAAUCUUUCACAACAGCCGAAGAAGGAGCUUAUUAUCAACGAAAUUCUAGUCAUGCGAGAAAACAAACAUGCGAACAUAGUCAAUUAUGUAGACAGUUAUCUUGUCGGUGAAGAACUUUGGGUUGUUAUGGACUAUCUUGCUGGUGGCUCAUUAACUGAUGUUGUCACAGAGACAUGUAUGGAUGAAGGACAAAUAGCUGCCGUAUGUCGCGAGGUUCUACAAGCUUUAGAAUUUCUUCACAGUAAUGGCGUCAUUCAUCGAGAUAUCAAAAGUGAUAACAUUUUAUUGGGAAUGGAUGGUAACGUAAAGUUAACUGAUUUCGGUUUUUGUGCAACAAUAACGCCAGAACAGAGUAAACGUUCAACUAUGGUUGGAACACCUUAUUGGAUGGCGCCUGAAGUUGUCACUAGAAAAGCGUAUGGACCAAAGGUUGAUAUUUGGAGCUUAGGGAUUAUGGCAAUUGAAAUGGUUGAAGGCGAACCUCCAUAUCUUAAUGAAAAUCCUCUCAGAGCGUUGUACUUGAUUGCUACUAACGGAACACCUCCAGGUAAACCAUAAACUUCAAAUGAUUUUCAAAUGAUUUUUGGUUAUUCCUUAGAAAUGUCUGUU